Molecule: messenger RNA, 479 nt
Organism: Enterobius vermicularis (human pinworm)
Lineage: Eukaryota; Metazoa; Nematoda; Chromadorea; Rhabditida; Oxyuridae
Source: the annotation of a GenBank genome assembly
AUGGCCUUUUUCAUCUGCGGUUGUGGAGUGGCUUUGACAUGUUACAUUUACAAGCAUUUUAAACAGGAUUUCCAGGCGACAUUAGCUGAAUCAUUACAGACUGCUAUUAUUGUCGACCAUUCAGUUGUGGCCACCAAAAGCUAUGCCAUUGAAAAAUUGCAUUUAAAGGGCCGAUGUUGUGGUGCUGUCGAUUUUGAAGAUUGGAGGAACUCGAUGUGGUGGCAAAACGCUAAUAAUGAUACCGAUGCUUUGAACCAGCUUUACAUGAUGCAUGUGCCAGACUUUUGCUGUCGUACAAUCACUCCAAACUGUGGUCAAUCUGAUCAUCCAUCUAACAUCUUCUAUAAGGGUUGUGUGGAUUAUCUGAAGGAUUAUUUUGAUGUUCGAUUUUGGUCAAUAUAUGCAUUCUUAAUACUGUUAAUAUCGAUACAGGUAUCAAUUUUAUGUUCUUUAGCUCUUCUUUUUUCAUAUUUUUGAGC